AUGUCCGCGAACGCGACGGAUCUCGCGACCGCGCCCGCGGCCGCGGGCGAUCCCGCCGCGCCUUCGCGCGAGGGGAAAACUCCGGAGGAAGGUCAACAGGCGGCAUCGAACGACGACGACGCGCGCGUGAAGCGCGAAUCGAACGACGUGAAUGGCAUUUCCGAUCAGCCUCCGGCCGCGGAGGACGACGCCGUCCCCGCGGCGACGACCCCGAAAGUCGGCUUCAGCGUCGAGAUCGUGCGCUCGGACCCCAACGCGGACGCCAACGCGGACGCCGCGAACGCGCCGGAGGGCGCGCAGAGGGACCGACAGAACAGCGCGUUCAGCACCGGGACGACGAUCGAUCACGCGCACGACGCCGCGCCGCCGACGAAUGAAGAAUUCGAAGACGAGGGCGAGGACAUGAUGGACGACGGCGGCGAAGACGUGAUGGACGGCGGCGAUGAAUACGAGAGACUACUCGCUGCGGCCGACGUCGGUGGGGGCGACGGCGCGGAGAAGAAGCCGGCGAAACGACGCGCGCUCAGGAGCGCGUCAGAGAUCACGCAAGAGGAGCUCUCGUCGUGCUUUCACCUGCCGUCGGAAGCGGCGUGCCGAAAGCUCGGGAUCGGGCUCACCGUCUUGAAGCGUCAGUGCCGACGGUUCGGCAUCAAGCGAUGGCCGUUUCGCAAGAUGAAAUCCCUGGAUCGUCUCAUCACGAACGUCCAGGCGGGGAUAUCCCCCGGGGACCAGAACAGGACGCUCGUGAAGUCCGUGGAGGAGCUCGAGGAACAAAAGCGACGGAUGGAGGAGUGCCAAGUCCUGGAUCUGGACGAUAACACGAAGCGGCUGCAGCAGGCGUACAGCAAGGCGAACCACAAGGCGCGCCGGGCGGCGGCCGCGCCGGAGAUGAACGGCGUCGGCGGGUUGCUCGCGCUCACCGGCGGCGGCGCCCCGUCCCCGCCCCCGGAGAAGAAGCCGCCGAGGGCGAAAAAGGCGAGAAACCAGCCGACGUCGGACGCCGUGAACGACUCGUUGGAAGCCGCGAAAGCGCAAGCGCGGCUGCUCCAGGGCGUCGCCGCGACGCUCCCCUCGCUUCUUCCCGGCGGGAUCGGCGAUUUAGACUCCCACGCGGUCGCCGCGGCGGUCGCGGCGGCGGCGGCGGCGAUGAGCCAGCACGCCGCCGCGCCCCCGCCCGUGAACUUCGCCGCGUCCGGCGGUCUGGCCGCGGCGCUCGCCGCGCGCGAGGAGAAGCUCCCACCGCAUUUGCGACAGAAAGGCGAUUGGGUCGGCGCGUCCGUCGCCGCGGCCGCGGCCGCCGCCGCCGCGGGAGGUCGGAAAUCGCAGCAGACGGUUCUCGAAGCCGCGAACCCGUUCCCGCCGCGCGAGACGACGACGACGCCGAGAGCGAACGACGACGUCUCCGUCCCCGUGUCCGGGGCGUGGUCCCCGGCGAGGCCCGCGUCUAGGCAACACGGAGAAGAGGAAGAGGACGUCGAAAUCGAGGCGAUUCUCGCGCGCGCGAACGCGGGGACGACGGCGAUCAAACAAGAAGAGAGCAGCGGCGAAGAGAGCGAGAGCGAGUCGGAGCCCGAGCCGGAGGAGGAGGAGGAAGUCUUGCUCCCGGACUCGCGCACGGGGCGGAAGCGGAAGAUGAACCCGAAGUUCAAGGAUCCGAAAGAGGAGAAGAAGAAGAAGCGCAAGAAGAAGAAGAAGAAACCGCCGGUGGACGAGCUCGAGUCGCUCGCCGCCGCCGCGCUCGCGGGCGGGCUCGCGGGUAAGGGCGGCCGCGGCGGGAGAGGCGGCCGAGGCCGAGGCGGCGGCCGAGGGUCGAGGCCGUCGGGGGAGACGCGCGGCGGGCGCAUCACGCUCGCGGCCGCGCUCGCGAAAGCGGACGCGCUCGCCGCGCGCGCGGCGGCCGGCCUCCGUCCGCCCCAGCUGCCCGAGGAGCACCCGGGGUUCGCGCCGUCGCAGCGGUCGAGGUACGAGGCGCCGCCGGCGCCGCCGCCGGAGUUCGGUCUCGCGGGACUCGCGCUGGUCGAGCCCGCCGCGCCGACGAUCGACAAGUCCGCGAUCACGUCGCUCGUGACCGAGCACGCGGACCGGCUGAGGGAGGUGAUGACCAGAGCGGGAGUGGACGCGCAGACCGUCGCGGAAGCCAUCGGCGGCGAGGCGCUGAAACUUCGCGACGCGCUCGACGCGCUGUUGCUUCCCGCGUGA
Micromonas pusilla CCMP1545 is the source of this 2199-nucleotide messenger RNA. RefSeq lists its product as uncharacterized. The transcript has a single exon. The record is from RefSeq and is a predicted model, not a curated record. Lineage: Eukaryota; Viridiplantae; Chlorophyta; Mamiellophyceae; Mamiellales; Mamiellaceae. The coding region runs from base 1 to 2199 and encodes 732 amino acids. Gene Ontology annotation, molecular function: DNA-binding transcription factor activity.